Messenger RNA from Bacillus rossius redtenbacheri, 6379 nucleotides. RefSeq names its product BTB/POZ domain-containing protein 2-like. The transcript has 5 exons. Gene Ontology annotation, cellular component: cytosol. Gene Ontology annotation, molecular function: protein binding. NCBI's taxonomy places the organism in Eukaryota, Metazoa, Arthropoda, Insecta, Phasmatodea, Bacillidae. The record is from RefSeq and is a predicted model, not a curated record. The coding region runs from base 331 to 1545 and encodes 404 amino acids. Gene Ontology annotation, biological process: neurogenesis.
GGGGGGAGGGGCCACCCAGGACGCGUGGGGCUCGCUCCAAGCGCCAAGCGCCCCCGUGAGGACUGUCCAGGUCUCCGCCGAGUCCAGUGCGCUAUCAGCUCCGCUCCGCGGCGGGUUUCUUGCCGGGCCACGCACUGAUAAGGACUUGCCCCCCUCCCCUCCCCUACCCCUACCAUCCUGCCGAUAGCGGGCGCCGCGUGGUUCGCGGUCCUGGGACAGCCCUUCAGUGCGCCUCUCCACGCCGUCCAGGGGAAGUGCGGGACGUCUCCAGAUCACGACUCCCGGCGCAGGACAUGAGUUGGACGGCGUAGGAGCCCGGACGCCGCAGCCAUGUGCCCCAACGACACCGCGGCCUCCCCGCAGCCGCUGCUGCCGAAGAGGACGGACUCGCUGUUCGGCAGCGAGGCGGGCAGCGACGUGGUGUUCAUGGUGGGGCAAGGCCCGGAGCUGUUCCGCUUCCCCGGGCACCGGGGCGUGCUGGCCGCCGCCAACCCCGUCUUCCGCGCCAUGUUCGAGGGCUCCCUGCCGCAAGAGCCCGUCAUCGCCGUCACCGACCUGGACGACCGCGCCUUCGACAACCUGCUGAGGUACCUCUACCGCGAGGAGGUGCAGCUCCAGUCGGUGACGACGGCUCUCGCCACGCUCCAGGCGGCCGACAAGUACAUGUGCGACGGCCUGGUGCGCACCUGCGUGCAGUACCUGGACCUCACGCUGGAGCCCGCCUCCGUGCUGGACGUGCUGCAGACGGCGCGCGUGUACUGCCGCGACGACCACCACGCCGCGCGGCCCUCGGCGCCGCCGUCUCCCGAAGACCCCGACCCCGUGGAGGAGGAGGAGGAGGAGCACCCGUCGACCGCCCCGGCCACCGAGGACGCCUGCUCCGCGCUGCUCCACAACUGCCUGCAGUUCGUCGACCUUCACGCCGACGAGGUUCUCUCCCAGGAGGCCGUGGAGGACCUGGACGCCGCGACGCUGACGGACAUCGCGCGCCGCCCCACGCUCGCGCUGGCCUCGGAGGCGGUGCUGUUCGCGGCGCUGGAGCGCUGGAGCGGCCGCGAGUGCCGGCGGCGGCGGCUGGAGCUGUCGCCCAAGCAGCGGCGCCGGGUGCUGGGCGAAGAGGCGCUCUUCUCCGUGCGCUACGGCCUCAUGACCUCGGAGCAGUUCCUGGCGGGGCCCAUGCAGAGCGGGCUGCUGGACGAGGCCGAGGUGACGGCUCUGCUGGCGCUCGUGCUGGGGCACCCGCGCGCCUCGGGGCCUCCCCCGGACACCUUGCGGGACCGCCUGGGACUGCUGGCGGCGCGCCGGCGGCGGCCCGAGGCGAAGUUCGCGCGCCUCAGCCGCCGCACCGAGCCGCCGCCGCCGCAGCCGCCGCCGCCGCCGGCGCCCGCCGCCCGGCUGCUGCUCGGCAAGAGAGGCGCGCGCAAGGACGACAAGAAGGCCAAGAGACAGCACGGCGACAAGGGCGCCCGCUCCUCCAGCAAGCAGAGCAAGAGCUCGUGCAUCGCCGACUACGUGUUCCGCGCGCUGUCCUGCAUCUUCGACUGAGCCCCUACCCCCUCCACACACACACUCUCUCUCUCUCUCUAUCCCGACACGGACUAGCACUAGGGACCGGACAAAUUCGCGGGUUCAAGGACCUGCAGGAUGAACUCCAUAGUUCUACCUACACUCGGUCAAAUGUCACCCACCCAUUGGCUGCUGUCUUGUGAGACGUGUCCCAACGUAGCAGCUUGUGAUUCGAUAAAGCGUUGGUCGGGUGUUUCUCAUUGGCCCAGAGUCCAUCCAGGUGAGUUGUGAGCCAAUAGUGAGGGAGCAGCACUGAGGUAUAACUAUUUGUGUUUUAACCCAUCGCGAAAUGAAUUCGCGAAUUUUUCCCGGUCUCUAACUAGCACACAACACUCGGGCAUGUAGGGUCGCGGUGCGGUCUCGUUGGCCAGUUCCACAGCUGCAUGUCCAAAUGUUCUGCAUCCCGUACAGACCCGCAAAACAGCAAAACCUUCAGACGCGUUCCCGUAACGUUCCAGGAACGUUACGAAGUUGUAGGAGCCUUACAGAAAAUUCAUCUGAAAAUUUUUUUUGGGGUUUUUUGAAAGUUCGCAGCUACGUGGUUCUGUGUACGUACAACAACGCGAAGAGCGUAAACGCAGGUUACUGGCAUUUCUCGGCACCGGUGGAUCCGAUUGUAAGACCAUUACUUUACCCGAAGCAUCAAAUACGUUUUUUGAAAUUUUUAGUCUUUUAAAGUAUACAUUUUAAUAAGCACUGUGGUUUUCAUCAAAAUUUGAGGUUCAGUGAUAAAAAAAAUUAAUAGAACUACAUUACCAGAACAAGUAUUUCGAAUCACACUAUUGCCUUUGUAAUAAAAGCAUAAAAAAAUUGUAGGUUAAACUUAUAGGCAUUGUCCCUGUAGAACUAGAGACCUAACCUGCAUUUCCAUGUGUACAGCAUGUAUGCUUGCGUUGUUUUGAAAUUCUACAUCUGAAUUUUGUACACUCGUCCGUGUCAUGGUAGAGUUAGACAUACCAAAAGAGCAGUCACACACUGGAGAAUUAUUUUGUAUAUUCAUUAAUGAAUGUGAGUCAGCAGUUUACUUUUUUGUUUUGAGCCAAAAUAAUUCUGUAUGUUUGUAUAUUUUCUCUGUGACUCAUUAAGAACAGUGUACCUUAGAUUUGCCUCUUGUAGUACUUAUAUUAUGUACUUAUUAAGGUACUGUAAAAUAUUGUAAAAAAAUAUACAUUUAUACUAAAUAACAAAAUGGAAAAAUGUGUUUCCCAACAUGUAUACAUUUGUAUGUGAGGAACUAGGAGAAAUAUUUCAGAAAAUGUGUUAGAGUCGUGAGACAAAGCAUGUUAGUAGAAAGUUAUAAAAAUAGUAAUUUACGUAGUUUAUUUUCAAGGAAAUAGGUUUUGUGAAACAUGGUUACCUAAGAUAAAUGUGAGUAGAUAAAUAUUUGGAAGCAAAAGUGAUUUUAUUAACAUUUUAAUUAAGAGAUUGACAAAUUUAUAUUUUUCUAAUCCAUUAAAUGGAUUUAUGUGUAUAUAGUUUUAAAAAAAUGAAAACAUCAGCAUGAACGCCGUAUUUCUUGUGGACUUAAGCACUCGUUAUGCUGACAUUCUUACACACACAUAAAAUGAGCGUGAACAUAAUUUUUGAAUGAAUAGCGAAAAGUAUUUUAUGCUCUUCAAAGGUACCUACUGUUAUAAAUUUUAUAUUCACAUCUAGUUAAUGAAACAAAAACGAUAAGUCAUUGCAGCCACUUUAAUCAGUAAUAGCAAUUAUCCGUCCUUGUAGAGUGAAUAGUGGAAUAAUAAUCCAUAUGUUAGUUCACUUAAAGACCAAGUAAUAAAAUAUGUUCUCCUGGUGGUUACAUACCGGUGCAUGUCAGUUAAAACCAAACUAUAACAACGUAGAGAGCUUGGAAAGGCACCAUUUCUAACUAUGUGGCAUCAAUAUUUAAGUAUGGAAACUACAUUAAAGGGAGAUUUUAAGAGUUGAAAAAUAGAUACUAACUAUGAACAGAAAUUGUUUUCUGUUAUUUUUUAUUUUGGAAAUUUGUAGCCAUAAGUUUUUGUAGGUACAUCUUUAAAGGCAUUUUAGGCUUAAGAAAUCAUUGGGUAUGGUUUCAUAUCUUGAUGCAAAUGUUUGUGGAUUAACAUAAAUAUUAUUUCUUUCUGGUCUCCUCCUACAUUAAAAACUAAUAACUGGUCAUUAAAUCUAUCGACAGAAAUUUUGGGGACCUCUUGAAAGCUACAUACUAUAUUUCUGUUAUCAUGCAUUGCAAAAAUUUUAAUAAAAAAAUUGAAAACUUAAGUUACAGUAUAAAUGAAUUAAUCCCAGUUGAUAUUGAUAGGCUCCCUAAAUAAAAAUUAAAUGUUAAAAUAAUAAAUGUAGUAUCUUGCUAAUUAUGUUACCAUAGUACUUUCAAAUUUUUAAUAGGUAAAUGCUGCAAUGAACUUGUCAAACAGCAGGUUUCUUAGGCCUGAUGGUGCAAAUAACAGGUUUUGGUGCAAAGUUGUCAAAUCUCACAUUAUGUUAUUUUUAUAUUGGUUUUGUAACCACUGGCCUUAGAAUUAUUUUUUUUUUCAUUUAAGCUAUUUAAUGUUUUCAAAAGUAUUUGUCAUGUGGAUACAUUGUAUUCAGUUCUGAAGUAAGAAAUAUUUCAUUAUGAAUUUUUCAAGUGUGUGGCUACUCUUUCUUUAAAAUGUUUCAAACAACUCCCAAUAAAACAGUAUGACUUGUAAGUAUGAUUCAUUUGAUAAUAUAUACUAACCCAACUACAUUUACACCCUUGUGAGGUCUCGCAUGUAUAUAUUUUUCAUACUUUCGGCUAGAAAAACUUUUAUAAUAAAAGUAUGCUAAGCCAUGCAUAUUUAAAUGCCAAUAUGACCAAUGCCGAAGACAACCAUGCUAUAUGUUGGUAUUUCAGUUUUAUGAAAUAUUUAAUUUAAUUUAUACAUGACUGUAUUGUAGAUGCUGUUAACAACAAUGUAGUAUUUUAUGUUGUGAUAUUGUUGUUUGCUUUUGCUAUGACAUUGGUAGCAAGCAGUUUGAGUUGAAACAUUUGUUACCUGUCAUCUCGUGCUGUGAUUAACACAAAAAUAUAAAAUAAAAAAUGUAAAAAAAAAGAUGUAAAGUAUUGCCUAGAUAUUGUUAUACUAAUGUAAUGUUACCAAAAAUGUUUUAUAGGAAAUGUUUAAUGUAUGUUAUUGAUACUUUAUCAGGAAAUUACAGUAAGCAUUCUUGUAACAAUUUUCUUGAAUGCAGAAAUGCCUUGAUGUACAGGAUUAUACAACUGUUCCUCAUAUUGAUUUAUCUGUUCCUCAAAUGUCUGUUUUCAUAAUUUCAAAAUGAGUUUAAAAUGUUUUUAGGAAUAAAGUAUUAAAGAUUGAGAUGAGAGCAGGCAUUAGCUGUAGACCAAAUAAAAUGUUGCCUGUCUUGAAACUAAUAUAUCUACAUUCUUCGUGUACGCAUUGUUUUGUAUCAGUUCUAUUGACUUAACCAUGACAUUUGGUUUGAGUUUUGUACGUUUGUCAGGUACAUCAUGCAAGCAAUAUGAUUUAUUUGUCCAGUAAAAUAUUAAAAAUUUUUUUAGUUAAUAUUUUAAUCAGAUGCAUUCUUAAAAGAAUAAAAAGUAAUGCACUACAAAAUUAAAAUGAAAAAAAAAAAUUAAAAAAAAAAUUGGAAAGUAAAUUUAGUAUAGUUUCUUGUGCGCUCAGGAAUGCAAACAUUUUAAGUUUUGCUACGUAGAGAUAUUUUGUUUUAAAGGUUUUCGCUUUUUUGCAAUGCUCCUGUAUUAUAUUUUGUGUCGCAAUUAGAGAAGGUGUUUGCUAAACACAACUCAUGUCCCUGUGGGUGCUCAUGAAAAAUCUUCAUUUGUAUUAUAGCAAUGAUAGUGAUUUAAAUAAAUGAAAAAUAUCUCUUUACAUUGAAAAAUUAUGUUAAAAUACAAACUUUCCUUGAAAAACUUUCAAAAUGCAGUAAACCACUUAUAGUUUAAAAUGUGAAAAAGUAAAAUUACGAAGAAUAAAAAAAAUUAAUAAAGCAAGGAAUCAUGUUUUGAAUCUUUGAAUUGACAACAUUAAUUUUUUUGGUGCUGAAAUAAAUACUUUUCAUAAUACAUGAUGAAAACUUUUUAUAGUUAAAUGUUUAUCGAGAAUAUUGCAGAAAUAAUUAAUUUACAACUAAAGACAAAGUUUAUAGAAAUUACUUUUCACUAUUUCCAGGUCUUUUAUACUUACAAUAGUUUUGUAAUGAUAGUGAAUAUUUCAAAAUUCAAGUUUGACCCAGCUCAACCAAAAUAGCCAAAAUAAAAUGUUCCAAGUUAUUUUAUUUAAUAUAUACUAUAAGUUAAAACAAUAAUUUUACUGGUAUUUUAACAUGAGACCACACCAACUAUUCCAAAUUAAUUUUAAUAACACAAAAUUUUGUUCGUCUAUAGCAUGGCAUGCAAUAUUUAUUAACUGUGUUAUUUUUAUUCAAUACUAGCUGGCUUUACAAAGACUACAAAUUUUUUUAAACAAGCAAACAGAUUUUCUACUCAAUAAAUUGCUUUAAUAAAUACCUAAAAUAUGUUGAAUUCAUGCUGCCGCAGGUUUAAUUUGCCAUUAGCAGCCUCUUUCAAGAAUAGUGGUAAAACAAGUUCUGUGUGUGUUAAGGAACAGCCUAAGUGGUGUACAUAAAAAGUAAGUUACCUGUAUGUCAAUAUCAGCAUAAUAUCCACAAGAAAAAUUUCUUUGAAAUAUUUCGAUUCUCAGAAAAAAUAGCUAACGUCUUUUAAAACCUUUGAACCCCACACAGAUGUGAUAAAAACCAAACAUUUAAAUAAAUAUUUUUGGUACUUGUAUAAAAUGUAUUUUAAAAUAAAGUGAAUAAAAUCUGA